Messenger RNA from Gongylonema pulchrum, 99 nucleotides. Lineage: Eukaryota; Metazoa; Nematoda; Chromadorea; Rhabditida; Gongylonematidae. The record is from the annotation of a GenBank genome assembly.
AUGAGCGAUACAGGCGCGAGCGAGAAGGGUAUGGAAGAAUUCCCAAAAAUGCCUAAAGAUUACGAUGGAUUCAUUGUCGUACCAUCCAACUGCAUCAAU